Notodromas monacha is the source of this 312-nucleotide messenger RNA. NCBI's taxonomy places the organism in Eukaryota, Metazoa, Arthropoda, Ostracoda, Podocopida, Cyprididae. The record is from the annotation of a GenBank genome assembly.
AUGACAGCAGUGACCAUCAUGGAUAGACACACUGAAAGAAUUAUUAGUCUCAGGAAAAAAAAAAGACGACGAAGAGGAGGAAUCACCGAAGGUCGAAACAUGGGCGCGGCCAUGUGCGCAUUUUGCGCUGCUCCAAUUGUGCCAGAGCUGUGCCCAAGGACAAAGGUAUCAGGAAGUUUGUUAUCCAAAGCAUUGUUGAGGCCUCUGUUUAUGAUGGCUAUGUUAUGCCUAAGAUAUUUAUACACUCUUCGUAGCUGUGUGUCUUGUGCCAUCCAUUCGAAGUUGCUUCUCAGCAACGUGGCGCAACCGUGA